Molecule: messenger RNA, 8615 nt
Organism: Thamnophis elegans (Western terrestrial garter snake)
Lineage: Eukaryota; Metazoa; Chordata; Lepidosauria; Squamata; Natricidae
Gene: ELK4
Product: ETS transcription factor ELK4
Exons: 7
Coding region: 596-1894 (432 amino acids)
Biological process (GO): regulation of transcription by RNA polymerase II; cell differentiation
Cellular component (GO): nucleus
Molecular function (GO): DNA-binding transcription factor activity, RNA polymerase II-specific; sequence-specific DNA binding
Source: RefSeq, a predicted model, not a curated record
AAUGCGGAGUACGGUGGCCGUAAUUGGGCUGGGAAAGUCUAUGUGUUCCGGAGUAAAUGCCUGGUCGGCCAGCCUGGUCUUGGCACUUGGCUUCUUCUUGUUUCGGUUUUGCCCACAGAGAGAUGGGCAGUCAGAUUUCGAGUCUCCGCGGAGGCCGCUGGCCAUGAAAGGCGAGCAUUCGGCAGGGAGCAGCUCAGCACCUGCCAUUGCACAGGAAAGGCUUGGCGCGGGAGGGGGCUGUCCGCCUGGACCCUCAGAUGUGGCUUCUGAAACUUGCUGAGAUUUUCCUAACUUCAAGUCUUCAUAUUCUGUUGUCAUGGGUCUUCUGGAAUCCAGGGUGCUCUCCUUCAUACACUUCUAGUUAUUGCCUUUGUGACAAGUACCAGAUGCUGACCAUGCAUGAUCUUGAUUCCUCUUUCACAACUUUUUCGUAACCUGGAGGAUUGAGUACCAAAGUGAAAAUCCAUUUAUACUUGCUGCCUUCCAGAUGUUUGGGUUCACAACUUUUGGAAAUCCUUAUCAUUGGCCUUACUGGCUGGGGCUGCUGGGAUCUUAUCUUCAUUAGACAUGUGGAUUUUUGUAGAAGUUCAUUGCUAUGGACAGUGCUAUCACCUUGUGGCAGUUCCUUUUGCAACUUCUUCAGGAAUCUCGAAAUAAAGACAUUAUUUGCUGGACCUCAAAUGAUGGAGAAUUCAAACUUUUGCAAGCAGAAGAGGUUGCCCGCCUUUGGGGAAUCCGUAAAAACAAGCCCAGCAUGAACUAUGACAAACUCAGUCGUGCACUCAGAUAUUAUUAUGUAAAGAACAUCAUCAAAAAGGUUAAUGGUCAAAAGUUUGUUUACAAGUUUGUAUCUUACCCAGAGAUAUUGAAUAUGGAUCUGCUGGUUGUUGGCAAGAUUGAGGGUGAAGCUGAGGCAGAGGCUGGCUUUGUUGAUACUAGCAACUCUAUGAAGGACAUUGAAACUUAUGGGAAAGAAAAGCAUCAGGCCAGUGUGAAAUCCUCCAGUCGCAAUGACUAUAUCCACUCAGGCCUAUAUUCUUCAUUUACUUUGAACUCUCUUAAUUCCUCCUCUCGUACAAAACUGUUUAAGAUGGAGAAUUCAGCUGAGAAGCUGACAGAAAAAAGAACUCAGGAUUCAACACCUUCAGUCAUAAAAUUUGUAACCAUGUCCUCCAAAAGGCCUUCUGUAUCUCCCCUUGCCUCAGCUACUCAACUGACCUCUACUAUCUCAGCUGCCUCUAUCGUACCUUCAGGUUCAAAUGAAAGCCUCCAGGCCUUGGAAUCUCUAGCAACAUCUAAAGGUGCAGCCACUGAAAGUUCAGCAUCUUUGACCUCUAAUUUUAAUUCUACAUCUCCUGCAACCUCCACAUCUCCUAGUCUCCGGGUUCCACCCAAAUCUCCUUUGCCACCGUUAAGUUCUAAUUCUGAUCUGGUUGUAGACACAGAAACUGAGUCUGUAGUUGGCCAGCAGUUAGAGCACUUUCAGAAUCACGUCUUGGAGGGUAAAGAGAUGAGUUCCUCCAUGUUUGAAAAGAAUCUUCGUCAUAGCAGAACUAGAAAGCCCAAAGGACUGGAGAUUACUCCCACUCUGGUUAUUACUGGAAGUGAUCCCAGUCCACUGGGAAUACUGAGUCCUUCUCUACCAACUGCUUCUCUUACACCAGCACUUUUUUCACAGACACCCAUUUUACUGACACCAAGCCCCUUGCUCUCCAGUAUCCAUUUUUGGAGUACUCUCAGUCCAGUUGCUCCUCUCAGUCCAGCAAGAUUACAAGGUGCUAAUACCCUCUUCCAGUUUCCAUCAGUGCUGAAUACUCAUGGACCAUUUACUCUGUCGGGAAUGGAUGGGCCUUUCACUCCUGGCCCUUUCUCCCCAGAUUUGCAGAAGACUUAACAUACAGCCUUUUUGAAAAUGGACAGCUUGGACUAAAAAGAGAAGAGGUUUUAUUAAAAAUGGUGCAAUCCAGGUUUUAAAACACAGUUUUUAAUUCCAUAGAGACAAUUUACUUGGUUUUUGCUAUUCCCAGUUCAGAUGCCUUUGCAAAAUUCUCUUUAAGACAUAUGAGAAUUCAUAAGGAAGUGCCUUAAUUGUGGAGAUUCUUCUCCAGAGUUUCUAUCUCCCCUUACUGCUUCUUUUGAAUGAAGAAGGCUUCUUUUAACAAAGAACACAUUUUUGUAUUAUAAUGAGGUAUUGGAGAGAACAGCCAACUGAUAUCAGAUGGUUUUUGACUGAUAUCCUUCCAUUCCUUUGCUUUUUGUUUUUUAUGUUAAAAUAUGAUUUCAUGGAAGCUGGCAUUCCAAGAAAUACUUGGAAAGUGAAUAAGAAGAUUUAUUUUUUACAAUGAAUUCCAAUGACCUUAAAAGGUUUUAGCAUUGCAACUUAUAGUAGUGUAGAGUUGAGCAAAAAUUUUAAGAAUGGUUGCUAUGGAUAAGAAAGCUCUUUUUUCUUUGGCAAAAAUUGUCAGUUCAUCCUCACAUAAUAGUAUGGUAUUGUGUAUGCUUGAAUGGCAUAGUUCUGCAUAGAUCAUGGAUUGAAUUGCUUUGAUCUUCCCAAAAUAUUUAAAGGUGUUAAUAUUUGAUAAGCCAAGUCAGGAAAAAUAAAAGUAAAUCCCUUGUUGUUUAAUAAACAAUUUAGCAGAUUGAACUAAUUAAAGAAACUGGCAGUGGAUUUAUGGUGGCACUGAAUUAAUAAGCAUUUAUUUGACAUGCAGUGGGUUAUUUUUGUCUUGCUUCUUGUUAAUAUUGUAUGUAAGUGUGACAUUUGGGGAGUGAACAUUUAUUGUUUGUUCUUUCUCCCUCUUUAAGAGGGAAAGAGACAUACCUUCUCUUGGCCACCUGCAUAUCUAGGUGUUCUUUGAAAUAUAAGUAGAUUGAAGUUUUGAAUAUUCAAGCCUUUAAAAUUAGAAGUGUGCCAUUAUUAGAAAGUAUUUUGAUUAAAUGUUUGAAACUAGAGGGGGAAAGCACAAAGUGGCACAUGCUGUUUGAAAUCUAAAAGGAGUAAAAUGAGGUUUUAGCCUGUACUUAAUCUUGUGGGAAGAUAUUUAUUGGAUAACAACUUUAGCAUGAUGAUAGUUGAGACUUCUUUGCAAACAUAUGGUAACAUAAUGAUGACUUGCUAAAGUGGGAGGCUUAUUUGGGGGCCUAGAAAGUGAAAGUAAAAUGGAUAGAUCUAACACCACUAAUAGUAGUUAUCCCUCAGUUGAAUUUAAAGAAGAUUCACUCUUUCUACAUAAUAUUUAUAUUCAGGCUUUGCUAUAUUUCAGAAAACACUCUAAAUCUUGUCGCUUCAAUAGCUUGUUAGAAAGUUGAAGUAGAUAUCAGUAAAGCAUUAUAAUCCUUUUUUCUUUGUCGAGGUGGGCUUGGUUUGAAAACGGCGAUCAACCUGUGGGUUUUGAUUCAUAUACUUAUUCUGAACAGGCCUCAGAAGUUGAUUGGUAUGCAGUAGUGCCUCAGGAUAACAUAACAGACUAAAGUAGGAGACAUUUGCUGAUUUGUCUGCAUUAAACUGUAUUUGGUGCCCUUGACCAGGCAGGGAUUCAAAAGGCCCACUCCUAUCUCUUCUUGUACCUAAUUGAGUAUAUGGUGAUCUAUUUCAGUAUAGACAUGCAAAACAUUGAUGGCAGGUAGCAAGAGAGAGUCAGUUUGGUUUAGUGGUUAGAAAUCUAGAAAGAAGAUGUGUCACCUUAUCUAUUAAAACCAAUUGGGUGAUCUUGGGCCAGUCAGUCUCUCUCUCUCUCAGGCCAACUUACUUCAAGGUUUGUUGCUUCUUCGUAAAAAUUAUAAAGGUGGGAUUUGUUGUUGCUAAGUUGUGUCUGACUCCUUGUGACCCCAUGGACCACAGCAGCCAGGUCUCCUGUCCUCCACUAUCUCCUGGAGUCCUUCCAAAAUUACACUCAGUGUGUUGCUGGCACUAUCUAACUAUCUCAUUCUCUGCUGAUUCCUUCCCCCUUUGCCUUCAAUCUUUCCCAACAUCAGGGGCUUUUCCAAUGAGUCCUCGCUUCUCAUUUGGUGGCCAAAAUAUUUAAGCUUCAGCUUCAAAAUGCGUAAGUAAAAAUAAACAAAAAAGUAGAUAACUUGCAUUCUUAGAAAGGACUGGCAGAUUCCAAUUAAAUGUUAAAAAAAUAAUAUCUGAUGGACUGAACCAUUUGCAUGGAUGCUUCAACACCUAGACUUUCUCAGCCAGCAUUGGUUGGGAAAUUCUUGGGGUUGACGUCCACACAUUUGAAAGUUGCCAAGGUUGAGAAACACUGGCCUGAAUGGCUUCUGCUUUCCUUGGGAGUCUCCCUUUUCCAGCAUUGUGCUUUCCUAUGUCGUACAAGGAGCAACUGGUAAUAAUACAUGUAUUUAGGUUUGCAAGUGAACCAAAACUUAGAUCCUCCUGAAAGUAGUUUGUUUAUCCUAGUUUCACAAGCUAGUCCCAAUAUUCUCAGAAAAAAAUGUUCUGCUAUAAACCACUGCCCUUCUUAUGCUAAGAUCUAGGUAUAGCGUUUCCGUUUUUAGUGACUUAACAGAACUGUCUUUUUAUUUUACGGGAGAUUUAGGUGUAGAGAAAUUUUGAAUUUCUCUCUUCUUGCUUCAUCAUCAAUAAAUUAUUUUUUAUUUAAGAAUGAGCUUUGGGAGCCAGAACGGGAGGUGACUACUAUAUUUGGUAUGGAAGAUAACAGCCUUUAGCCAAUACAUAGCUGCAUUACCUAGAGAAGCUUCCCUCUAUAUUAAAAAAAACAAAAACCCCACCACAUUCCCAGUUGCAAACUUUUCUGUGAUUUAUUUAGAGAGAUACUUUAUACUGGUCUACUUCCAGUAGACCUGCUAUUUUCUUUUUUUAAUUUCAUAUGCUUACAUUUUGUAUAAAUUUUUUGUUCUAUUGCAACUGUUCACCUAGAUACUUCAUUGCUAUUUUACUACAUUUAGUAAAUGUGAAAACUCUACUCUGACUAUCGAGGAUGGAGGAAAUGCAGGUAGAGAGAGAGUAAAGGGUUAACCUCCAUUUUACACCCCAGAUAAUAUAGAAUAUUUUAAUUUCCAGAUCUAGAUUUUAUUUUGCUUUUCAUGUAUGAUUUCUUUAAUUGUGUUAGAUAAUAAACAUUUUCAUGUUUUCAGCUUCUAGAUCAUGUUAACAAACACAUUAGUCAGAUGAUAUCUUACUUAGAUAUGAUUACUGAUUAAGAAAUAUCUGGUACUUUAUUAACUUUUCUUAAUGCUGUAUUUUCUUUACCUGAUAAUUAGAGAAAACAAUGAUCUCUACAUUUAUCUUUACAAUAUUAUUUUAUAUGUUAGCAUGAAUUGAUAUUCAUAGGUUUUUACCUAAUCAGUUAACGUUUGGACAAAUGUUGAGACUCCUAAAUAAUUCAUUAUAUAAAAUUUUUGCUACUCUUCUAUUGCAUUUUUAUAUGUAAUCACAUAUAAACAAUAAUUCAUUCAAAAGAUCUCAAUAGCCUGUCCAGAUUAUACUUGUUAGAGCUCUAUGUUUUUAAAGGGAAUACUAAAUUGGAUAUUACUUUUCAAGAAUUAAUGUAAGCAGUGAAAAUUUUAUCUUUCACAAACUACAUUUGUGAAAUAUCCCUUCUCCACCUCGUAACUGGUAUGAAAACAGAUUGUGAGAGGUCCUAAAGUAAAUAUUAAUGUGAGGAAAUGCCAAAGAACUUUUAAUUCUCCUUUGCUGUCAUGCUAAUGUUUUGUGAAUGUAAAUCAGUGACAUUUUAAUUUAAUAACCAAAUACUUCCUUAAGCUUGUUGAUAUUUCCAAAUUUUUGUUUAGAAAGAAGCAUUAGGAUAAUACUCAUGGUACUGGAAAAAAGUGAGGUAUAGGUCUUAAGGGCUAGAGUACUUUUUCAAAAUAAAAACUGGCAUUAACUAUCAGUAAUUAUCAGUGAGUGAGUCAAGCUGGUGUAUGUUUACUUGAGUCCCACUGAUUUUAAUAAAUAUGAAUAUGUUAUAGAACAUAGCCAUCUUGAAGAAGUUAAAAGUGAUAAAGCUGGUUUUAUGGCUCUAGAUCAGAUGUGAUGUGACCAGUCUGCUGGUUGUAUGUGGCCCCUGGCAAACCCAUAAGAUAAUAAUAAAUAUUAAAAAAUAAAGGAACUUUGUUAUUUAUAUACAGUAAUUAUAUUAUAUAUUUUAUAUGCAGUCCAAGACAAUUUGUCUUCACUCAAUGCAGCCUAGGCAACUAUGGUUGGAAAACUUCUCUAGAUCACACAUGUCAAACUCAUGUCACGUUGCCGUUAUGUGACAUAUCGUGACAUUUUUUCCCUUCGCAGAGCUGGGAUGGCCUAUUCAACGGCAUCUAGCCGUUGACCAUUAGAUUGACGCUCCUGCUCUAGACUCAUUAAUUAGGAUUUGCACUAAUGCUAAGAGUAUCUUGACUUUUUCUUUGAAUAGCUAUUUGCUUUUUAUUUCCAGAAAAAAAAUGCUUCUGAAAGUAGCUCAAAAUGCUACUAUCAAGACUUGACUGAUCUUGACAAAAUCUGAACAUAUGUCAGACUAUGGAACUGCUGCCAUGAUAUGGUAGUUGCUGAGCAUUGUUUAAGAGUUUUCUUUUCAGAUCACUCUUACAAUGCUUUGCAAUGUUAUUAAUCAGAGUGAUGAAGCUAAUUCUAUUGCUUGGAGAAAUUGAUACCUAAGGCAAUAUUUUGUAGAGUUAAACAAUUGUAAUGAUAUUCAGAUUGUUUUAUUAAACGUGAUUGAAAGGUACUGCACUUUAUGGCUGCAGUUUUUAAAAUGAGUUGCACAUUCAGGGUUUCUAAUACUAUAGAUCAUUGUGUCAUAUUUCUCUAUUUAUUAAAACAUAAUUUUGAACCUAUCAUCAUUUUCUCCAAAAGUAUCUUAAACCAAUUUUCUAAUGAUGAGUUAAAGGGUAGCAUUACUCAUACAACUGGGUCUGUCAUAUAAAUAACCUGAAUGGUUGAAAUAGUUGUUACCAUAUGAAUGUAUCUUUGCUUGAAGCAGCUUUUUUACAUUUGCAAAUGAAAUAUUUUAUUUAAUUGGUUUAGUAUCAUUUAUUUUCACGCUGUUGAAAAAACAUUGGCUCAAAAUAAGAUUUCUGUGUAAUGAUAAACCUCCAAAGUUGUAUAAUUAGUGCAUUCUUCAUUGUGAGCCUUAAUUUGGAAUCAUUUUGCAGAGAUUAUUAGAAAAAAAAAAUCUGUGGAUUUCACCAAAGAUUUUACUAGUCCACAAUCAGUCACAAUGUACUAGGAAGACCAGAAACACAGCUUUAAGGUAAUAUGAGGUUGAGAAGUGGAAUUGAGAGGAAGGUCCAAUAGAUAUGCCGCUUUGGACUCUUGAAAGAAACGUGAAAUAUAAAUAGAUUUCAUUGUGGCCCUCAAUUAUAACUGAAUACCCAGUUAUUCUUGUCCCAAUUUUACUGUAUCCCAUUUCAAAGCCAUCUUAAACUCUGAUAUGGAGCAAGUUCCUUAAUAUUACUUGUGCACUGCAUUAAUAACUGGAAGUUUUUAUUUUAAAACUGUCUUCAUAUCUUGUUUUAUUUUUUGUCUUUAAAUAAAAACUCUCUUUAGUAUGCCUUGUGUAAUUAGGGAAGAAGUAACAAAGUUUUCCAAUAGAUCCUUUAAGCUGCAAUAUUUUGUUUUUGGUAGUGCUUUAAGUUUAGUUGAUAUUUGGUAUCUCUCUGUUCAGCUGCACAGAAUUUUAAAUACUAGAAAUAUUAGAAUAACAAAAUACUUGCUAAAACGUGUAUGAGAAAGCCUCUUCUUCUAAAUCCAGUAACAAUGUUUGCAUUUUAAUGUAGUUACCAAAUGAUUUUAUGUACACAUAGUGGUUGUGAAGAGGUUUUUUUUAAUAUUGUUUCUAUUCACAGUUGACAUGUUCAUGCAUGUUGUAAGAAUAUACAGGGGAAAAUCUAGGUGGUGGAGGAGUGGAAGAAAUUAGACUAGGCCUUGAUGUAUAUGUUGAUAUAACAAGCUUUUUUCAGAAAUGAAAGCUGACACAAUUAAAUAUUGUUGAAGUACUUCAAGUGCUUCACAAAUGCUUCUGCUAGAAUGCUGUUUGGCUAGUACCUACACUGCAACUGCAAUUAGUGGAGUUCUCUGUAAGGGAUUGGUAAUCAUGAAACCUACUAUGGAAUCUCUGGCUUAUGUUGAUGAAUGAAAGCUACUUUGUCCGAUUUGCUCUGGUAUUUGCGAGUGUUCCUGCAAUUGCCAUUUUAGUUUACAAACAUGUACAGCACUUGGUUUUUGUUCUUUUCUAUUUCAGUGAUUACUUUCCUAGAAUAUUAUUUUUGCCCAUCAUAUAUACUGCAGACAAAAGUGGAAUUAUCUUAUUUUGGAGAUGAUAAUCCACUAUGAUGGUUAGUCCAGAAAGAAUGAGAGUGGGUGAGGCCAGGUUCUUGAGCUUUUUCUUAGUGCAAUUGCCUAGUGGAAAACCUUCACAGCUUCCUGUGAUCUUUGUGGGGCCUUUAAAGGAUAUAAAAAUCAGUUCUAGCUUCUCUUCCCUCAUCCUAUGCCCUUAGGUAAAUUCUCAUGGGUUUGGAUGUAUUCUGCAAUACCUAUAUUGGUACAUCUAUGGGAUGGGUUGGAAAUAUUAAGGAUUUCUUAAUAUUUGUCAGACGUUCAGCCUUUUGCCACAAGACUCAAGUGAAUUUAUCUAGGGAAGUGUAGCUUCUUGUUC